UUCUUGGAAUCUCCCAGUUGGUGACAGACGUGAUGUUCUACCGGUUGCUAUCGAUUGUCCAAAGACAAAGAACCAGCCCCGGAUGGCAGAAUUGGUCCUCAGCAAGAAGCAGUGCGUCAGUUGCCAAGGCGCAUUCUAUUGCCCUGCCCACCCAGACACAGGUGGUCAUCUGUGGGGGUGGAGUCAUGGGCACAUCCGUGGCCUAUCACCUCUCCAAAAUGGGGUGGAAGGAUAUUGUCCUUCUGGAGCAGGGCAGGUUGGCUGCCGGCUCUACAAGGUUCUGUGCUGGCAUCCUGAGCACCGCCAGGCACUUGACCGUUGAGCAGAAGAUGGCAGACUAUUCAAACAAACUCUACCAUCAGUUAGAGCAAGAAACAGGGAUCCAAACAGGUUACAUAAGGACAGGCUCAAUCUGUCUGGCUCAAACUCAGGACCGGCUGAUCUCCCUGAAGCGCAUCAACUCAAGGCUGAAUGUCAUAGGCAUCCCUUCUGAGAUCAUCUCUCCCAAGAAAGUGGCUGAACUUCACCCUUUCCUAAACGUGCACGACCUGGUGGGAGCCAUGCAUGUUCCUGAGGACGCGGUGGUGUCCUCUGCAGAUGUGGCUCUUGCCCUGGCAAGUGCUGCCUCCCAAAACGGUGUUCAGAUCUAUGACCGGACAACUGUUCUUCACGUAAUGGUCAAAAAAGGUCAAGUUACUGGUGUGGAGACAGAUAAAGGACAGAUUGAAUGCCAGUAUUUUGUCAACUGUGCUGGUCAGUGGGCAUACGAGCUGGGUCUGUCCAACGAGGAGCCGGUUAGUAUCCCGUUACAUGCCUGCGAACACUUCUACCUUCUGACUCGCCCCUUGGAGACCCCUCUGCAGAGCAACACACCAACUGUUGUGGAUGCUGAUGGAAGAAUCUAUAUUCGGAACUGGCAGGGUGGCAUCUUGUCUGGGGGCUUUGAGAAGAACCCAAAACCAAUUUUCACUGAGGGCAAGAAUCAGCUGGAGAUUCAGAAUCUACAGGAAGACUGGGAUCACUUUGAGCCCCUGUUGAGUUCCCUCCUGCGUAGGAUGCCCGAAUUAGAGACUCUGGAGAUCGUGAAGUUGGUGAAUUGCCCUGAGACCUUUACACCAGACAUGAGGUGCAUCAUGGGCGAGUCUCCAGUGGUGCAGGGCUACUUCGUCCUGGCGGGAAUGAACUCUGCUGGCCUUUCCUUUGGUGGAGGAGCUGGGAAGUACCUCGCUGAGUGGAUGGUGCAUGGUUAUCCCUCAGAAAAUGUCUGGGAAUUGGACUUGAAACGUUUUGGAGCCCUCCAGAGCAGCCGUACCUUUCUGCGCCACCGGGUCAUGGAAGUUAUGCCUCUGAUAUAUGACCUGAAGGUUCCCCGUUGGGACUUCCAGACCGGUAGGCAGUUACGCACAUCUCCUCUCUAUGACCGGUUAGAUGCACAAGGGGCCAGAUGGAUGGAGAAACAUGGGUUUGAGAGGCCAAAGUACUUCGUUCCACCUGACAAGGACCUCCUGGCGCUGGAGCAAAGCAAGACUUUCUAUAAGCCAGAUUGGUUUGACAUCGUGGAGUCUGAAGUGAAGUGCUGUAAGGAAGCGGUGUGUGUCAUCGAUAUGUCCUCUUUCACAAAGUUCGAGAUAACGUCCACGGGGGAUCAGGCAUUAGAAAUUCUGCAGUACCUCUUCUCCAAUGACCUGGAUGUGCCCGUGGGCCACAUUGUGCAUACCGGCAUGCUCAACGAUGGUGGAGGGUAUGAAAAUGACUGCAGCAUAGCGCGACUGAGCAAGCGCAGUUUCUUCAUGAUCUCUCCAACUGACCAGCAGGUCCACUGCUGGGCCUGGCUUAAGAAACACAUGCCACAGGACAGCAACCUGCUUCUGGAAGAUGUCACCUGGAAAUACACUGCCCUCAAUCUGAUUGGCCCUCGCGCUGUGGAUGUGCUGUCGGAGCUGUCCUACGCCCCUAUGACUCCAGACCACUUCCCAAGUCUCUUUUGCAAGGAGAUGAGCGUGGGCUACGCAAAUGGGAUCCGGGUGAUGAGCAUGACUCACACAGGAGAGCCGGGAUUCAUGCUUUACAUCCCCAUAGAGUAUGCCCUGCAUGUAUACAAUGAAGUGAUGAGUGUUGGGCAGAAAUACGGAAUCCGGAAUGCUGGCUAUUAUGCCCUUCGCAGUCUCCGAAUAGAGAAGUUUUUUGCCUUCUGGGGUCAGGAUUUAAAUACCCUCACCACGCCUCUUGAAUGUGGACGAGAGUCUCGCGUGAAAUUAGAUAAGGGCAUGGAUUUCAUUGGUCGGGACGCCCUGCUGCAUCAGAGGCAGAAUGGGGUGUAUAAACGCUUCACUAUGUUCAUCCUGGAUGACCACGACACAGACCUAGACCUUUGGCCGUGGUGGGGAGAACCCAUUUACCGGAACGGGCAGUACGUCGGCAACACCACUAGCAGUGCCUACAGCUACACCCUGGAGCGCCACGUUUGCCUGGGCUUUGUGCACAAUUUUUCCGAGGACACUGGGGAAGAGCAGGUGGUGACAGCAGAUUUUAUCAACCGGGGAGAGUAUGAGAUUGACAUCGGGGGACACCGGUUCCAAGCCAAGGCCAAGCUCUACCCUGUCGCCUCCCUCUACACCCAUAAGCGCCGAAAGGAUGACGUGGAGCUGAGUGACUUGCACGGGAAAUAAGGCCAUGGCAGUUUCGCCUCCCUGCUGUCUUAUCCGGAGAAGCAUCACCUCUGAGCUUCUCUUCCGUCUGACUCCAUCCCUCUUUAUCGAACCUUUGCCUCCCAUCUCUUACCUCCCUGAUAUAAUUUUGACAUUUACCUACUUU
Propithecus coquereli (Coquerel's sifaka) is the source of this 2814-nucleotide messenger RNA. RefSeq names its product pyruvate dehydrogenase phosphatase regulatory subunit (gene PDPR). NCBI's taxonomy places the organism in Eukaryota, Metazoa, Chordata, Mammalia, Primates, Indriidae. The transcript is spliced from 17 exons. Bases 33 to 2669 code for a protein of 878 amino acids. The record is from RefSeq and is a predicted model, not a curated record. Gene Ontology annotation, molecular function: oxidoreductase activity; protein binding. Gene Ontology annotation, cellular component: mitochondrial matrix; mitochondrion; cytoplasm.